Messenger RNA from Cyprinodon tularosa, 4402 nucleotides. It is a transcript of the gene xylt2, whose product is annotated as xylosyltransferase II. Gene Ontology annotation, molecular function: protein xylosyltransferase activity. NCBI's taxonomy places the organism in Eukaryota, Metazoa, Chordata, Actinopteri, Cyprinodontiformes, Cyprinodontidae. The transcript is spliced from 11 exons. Gene Ontology annotation, cellular component: membrane. Bases 34 to 2640 code for a protein of 868 amino acids. The record is from RefSeq and is a predicted model, not a curated record. Gene Ontology annotation, biological process: heparan sulfate proteoglycan biosynthetic process; chondroitin sulfate proteoglycan biosynthetic process.
GCCGCUGAGCUCAGAACGAGCCGUGUUGGAAAAAUGGUUGCCAGCAUACGAGUCCAAAAGCUGUUUCGACGGUAUAAACUAGUGAUUUCCGCCGCUUUAAUGAUCCUCCUGAUCCAGGGACUUGUGGUUUGGAGUCUGAGGAGCUUGGAGGAAGGCCAGGCGGAGGGAAAAACAAGAAGAUCCAAGCUGCCUGACUCCAACAGCCAGGACUCCAAGAGGGACAAAGCAAAUUCUUUGUCCGGACAGAACCGGGGCAGAUGGAGCGCCAGGCUGGAGAGGCAGAGGGGAACAGCAGCCGUUCCACAGAGGAAAGGAAGCAGCCGCCGUGCUGGAAAGCCCAGCGCCAGACAAAAGACCCCUCAGGAGAGGGGGGUGGCGGCGGGCGGGUUAGACGGUGUGGUGUCUCACGAUCUGUCCAGCAGCCGCAAUUUUAGCCUGGAGGGAGCAGGGAAGUUACAAGCUGUCGGGAUACCCGGGGAGCCAGGCAGUGUGGACGGCGCCCACCAAGCCCCCAACAGUGACUUUAUGCCUAAGUGUGAGAUCAUAGGCAAGGAUGCGCUGUCAGCGCUGCACCGGGCCGCGUCGCAGCAGUGCAGGCAGGAGAUCGCUGGCAUCGUGUGCCAACAUCAGGCAGGACAACUCAUGCCAGAGGCGCUCCCUCAGUUCUGCCCCCAAUACGGUGUGACGCAGCCGGACAAGGCCGCUGGGGAAGUGGAGCUAAGCCUUUCCAAGGUGGAGAACCCUGUCAGGGUGGCGUUUGUGCUGAUGGUCCACGGCCGAGCCGUACGGCAGCUCCAGCGGCUAAUCAAGGCCAUAUACCACAGAGAUCACUACUACUACAUCCACGUAGAUAAGCGGUCCAGCUACAUGCAUCGGGAGGUGCUGCAGAUAGCUGAGCGAUACCCGAACGUCCGCCCCACACCCUGGCGAAUGGUCACCAUCUGGGGGGGAGCCAGUCUCCUGAAAGCCUAUCUGAGAAGCAUGCAGGACCUGCUCGCCAUGAAGGAGUGGAAAUGGGACUUUUUCAUCAACCUCAGCGCCACAGACUUUCCAACCAGGACCAACGAUGAACUGGUGACGUUUCUGUCAAUGCACAGAGACAAAAACUUCCUCAAGUCCCACGGGAGAGAGAACGCAAGGUUUAUCAAGAAGCAAGGCCUGGACCGCCUUUUCCACGAAUGCGACAACCACAUGUGGCGUCUCGGUGAGCGCACCAUUCCAGAAGGCGUGGAAGUGUCCGGUGGCUCCGACUGGUUCGCUCUCACCCGCCGUUUCGUGGACUACGUCGUCAGCUCCCGGGAUGAGCUAGUGCUGGGUCUGAAGCAGUUCUAUUCCUACACCCUGCUCCCCGCUGAGUCUUUUUUCCACACUGUGCUCGGGAACAGUCACAUGUGUGACACCCUGGUGGACAACAACCUGCGCGUCACCAACUGGAACCGCAAGCUGGGCUGUAAAUGUCAGUACAAACACAUUGUGGAUUGGUGUGGCUGCUCCCCCAAUGACUUCAAACCACAAGACCUCGUACGGAUACAGCAAUUGACUCGGCCAACGUUUUUUGCCCGGAAGUUUGAGUCGACGGUGAACCAGGAGGCCAUAGACAUCCUGGACACGCACCUGUAUGGCCAGUAUGCUCCAGGAACCGUCGCCAUUAAGGCUUACUGGGAGAGCGUGUUUGAGCAGCUGGACGGCCUGGGCUCCAUCAGUGACGUGGCUCUCACAGCUUACACCUCCUUCUUUCGUCUAACCCUGAAGAGUCUGACCUCUCAGAGCAAGACGGACGUCUGCAGGUUUGAGCCGGUCGGCCAUCCUCUGUCCGUUCAUUUGUACUUCUAUGAUGACCGUUUCCAAGGCUACCUGGUUCGUCAGGAGGUCCGCACCGUGGAGUCAAAGGACAGGGAGACCCUGGAGCUGUGGGCCAUGCCUCAGGCCACGCUCGUCUUUGAGACAAACCUCAAAGAGUUUGAGAGGCUGAAGAACCUGGAAAUCGGGACGAACUGGGAUCCUAAGGAAAGGAUCUUCCGUAACUUUGGCGGCCUCAUCGGCCCUCUAGAUGAGCCGCUAGCGGUCCAGAAGUGGGCCCGUGGUCCCAACCUCACAGCCACUAUAGUUUGGAUCGACCCGGCUCAGGUGGUGGCAGCAUCCUAUGACAUCACAGUGGAGAUGGAUGCAGAGUACACUCAGUACAAACCGCCUCUACAGCACCCCCUACGGCCGGGCACCUGGACGGUGCGGGUGCUGAAGCAGUGGAAGCGCGUGGCCGAGGUCCGCUUCCUCGUAAUGCCUCUUACCUUUAAUAAUAAAGAGCCGCUGCGCAGAGAGGAGGACAUCUGGCUCCAUUCAGGCCCUCCUGGGAACCUGUACUUGGAUCAGAGCUUCCAGCAGCUGAGUUCGGUGCUGAAGCUGCCUCCUCAGGAGCCGGCCAUGCAGGCGGCGCAGCGUGCCGCUCAGCUGGUGGGCCGGCCCCUGGAAGCGUGGGUGGACAGCCUGGUGGGGACUUUCUGGGUCAUAGGUGACCUUUGCUCCACAAGGACCUCCUCCUGCCCAGCUGUAGGGCUUUGCUCAAAAACUACCUGGAGCUCUCUUUCUCCAGAUCCAAAGUCUGAACUGGGCCCAGUGAAAAGCGACGGGCGGAUCAGGUAGCCCUAGGAGAAGAGACUAGCCAGACUUUUAAUAUGCACAGAAUCACUGCUGGAAGAGCCUGAGGGACUCCAUAUUGUCUGAGAGAUCAGCAGUCAGCUGAUGGGCACAUAAUCCAUGAUCCUCCUUCACUGAGGAGCUGCUGUUACUUCAGACAAACCAGGAGAGGACUGCGGGAAAUUUGCACAUCGACUGCAAGCGCAAACAAAAAAAUAUCACUUUUAUGUGAACGGGUACAUGACCACCAUGUUGAGGUAUUGUUGCACAGAUUUUCAGUCCUGCAGUCGUCUCAGUGGAAAUGUAAGAAUCCUGCAUGCAAAACAACAGCUCUGCUCAAUCUUCAUUACAAGGGAGAGAAUCACCUCUGGAUCUUAUUAAUGUGCUUAUUUUAAAGCAUUACAAGAGAGACGCAUGAAGUGCACUUUACUGCAAGAUGAUGUUGUUACAGAGUUCCCUUGGUUACAGUGUGGAGCCCAGGGACAAAUGUCUUUAUAUGUCACUUUUCUUGCACCAGGACAUCGCUAAGUUUAGGAAAAGGUUAGAACAAAUUACCUACAUUAUGUUGCUUUCAAAACUAUUCACUCCCCUUCGACUUUUUGUGUUGCAACCACAACCUUCCAAGUGUCUGAUUUCUGCACAACAAACCAGCAUCAAAUGGUGCACGGUCGACAGAAAUCCUCAUUGGAAAUCUUUGUGGUUUUAACACGAAAAAAUGAAUGAUGAAAACCUUAAUAGGUAUGAAUACUUUUGUGAGGCACGUUGUCAUUUUUAUGGGGGGGGGGGAAUCAUAUUUUUAAAGCGUUUUUAACUAAAUAUCAGCUAGUUUUGAGUAGUUUUUACAUUUUUUUUUCUGUACCAGUUCAAUGAAGUGUUUUAAGAUGGCAGAAAUAGGAAAGGAAAAAAGGUUUUAUUGUGGCAGGAAAGGAUUGAUUUUAGCUCAUCUUUUGCUCGUUUUUUAAAGUAAAACCAACACAUUCUGUUUUAGUUUUGGUGGAAAUAAAUCUAAGGAUUUCAUAUUGUCAGAUUGUUAGAUUUGUUUCCUUUUCAGCUGAUCAGGCUUAAUAUCAGCGGAGUCCUUUUCCAUUAAAUGGAAGCAUUGAAGCUGCAGCUCGUCAUACCUCUCCAUUAUCUCUGCACACGCUGUGUUGUCAUGCCUGUUAAGGCUUUAUGCUUUCGUUUCAGUUCUCCUGCUUUUGCAUUUCAGUAUUUUUAUAAACUGUCUGUAUGUUAGGCUUUUUAUGAUGCUUAUUUUAGUUUGAAGAGGAGAAUCUAAGCUGCCUCCCUGUGGAAAAAGGUGACGUUUACUACAUAGCUUGCAGAGUUUUGUCUUAUUUAGACUUUUUAAGUUUUUUGUUCUGAAAUAACAUGUACAGUUUUAAGUGUCCUUGUUUAGCUGGCAAAGCACAGUUGCUUCAGUGAAGCCCCAGUUUUAUUGAGAGAAUAAGGAUCAAUGGGUCUUAAUUAGCAAAUGUUAUUUUUCUAUCUUAUCGGAGAGAAGCUGAACACUGUCUGUUGAAGCUGCUCCCUAAAUGUGUUAAAUUUGACAGUCCACCUGUUCAGUGUCAAAUAGAGCAGCUCCUCUGGGUUUUGGGAGGUUGAGAUCUCCAUCCAUGCUGUUGUGAUAGUCAGGAGCAGCCCGGGUGGUGACUCAUCCUCGGUUCCAUCGCUCCUAUCUGUGGGGAGCCGGAUUCUGUCACUGCUUGAGGAGAAGAUCAUAUAAGAAGCUUUCUGACUGAAAACUCAUUAAAGAGAUGGCCCUAUUCAA